AGGAUCAUGCGGCUUCGCGAUACAUCUUCACGUGCCUCUCGAAGGUGACGCGCUGCAUCUUUCCGGAAGAGGACGAUGCAGUACUGGAGCAUCUUUUUGAGGAAGGGCAUCAGAUCGAACCUCGUUUCUUCUGUCCGAUCAUCCCAAUGGUCCUGGUGAAUGGCGCAGAUGGUAUUGGCACCGGCUGGUCGUCCAGUAUUCCGAACUACAACCCGCGUGACUUGAUUUCCAAUCUCCGCUUGAUGCUCCGUGGGGAAGCGCCGGUGGCAAUGACACCUUGGUACCGUGGCUUCAAGGGAAACG
This is a messenger RNA of Cladocopium goreaui, 303 nucleotides long. The record is from the annotation of a GenBank genome assembly. Lineage: Eukaryota; Dinophyceae; Suessiales; Symbiodiniaceae.